CCUGCGCCCACAAGCCACAUGCAACUAACCAUGCACCUCGCCUGCAACCCAUGGACACAUACACAACAAAAUGCAGGUUGUACACGUGGGGCGCAAACAGUUAUGGGCAGUUGGGACAGGGAAACACCGAAGACCUGGCGGAUCCGCAACAUACUGAAUCGUCUCUUUUAAAGGGCGUGAUUUGCAUCACUGGUGGAGGUGGGCACUCAGCUCUCAUAACAGAUUCCGGUUCGCUGCUAGUUUGCGGACAGAACCACAAAGGACAGCUUGGCCUGGGUCACACCACGGGGGUGUUGACUUUUGUUCCCCUCUCUCUCUCAAGCCCUGUUCAGCAGGUGUGCUGCGGCUGGGAUUCCACCCUCUUUCUCACUGACAGUGGCCAGGUGCUGUCGUGCGGCUCCAAUGCGUUCGGCCAACUGGGAGUGUCUCUGCAGGUGCCCUAUUCUGCGGAGCCUCUGCCAGUCCAGUCUCUGCACGAGCCUGUCAUCAGUAUAGCAGCUGGACUCAGACAUGCCCUGGCUGUGACAUGCAGUGGUGGUGUGUAUCAGUGGGGUAAAGGGAUGCACAGUCAGGCCAAACGAUGUAGACAUGACACUGUGUUACCGUCUUACCUGUCUUCUAAAGAGCCUUGUAAAGUUCCAGGUCUGGAUCUUGUGACCUCUGUAAAAGUAGCUGCAGGCUCCACCCAUUCUGCAUGUCUCACAGCAGGGGGAGAUGUCUUCCUGUGGGGCAGUAAUAAGUACGGACAGCUGGGACAUGCUGACUCAUUUCUGCCCCUUCCUGUGGCCUUAGACCGCUCACUGUUCAAUGGAGAGAGUGUUAUUCACAUACACAGUGGCUGGACACAUCUCAUAGCCUCAACUGAGAGUGGCCGUGUCUUCACCUGGGGAAGAGCCUGUUAUGGGCAGCUUGGCAGACCGGUGCCAGCCAAUGAGGGCACAGACCUGGGCCAAGAUGCAGCUCAGACAGGAAGCUCACUUAGGCCACACAGUGUUCCCACAGAGAUCUCUCAUCUCGCUGGAGCAUCACAGAUUGCCUGUGGAUCUGAACACAAUCUGGCUAUUAAAGGGGAUUGUCUGUUCUCCUGGGGAUGGAACGAGCAUGGAAUGUGUGGAGACGGAUCCCUUUGUGACGUCAUGCGCCCGCAGCCAAUCCCUGCGCUCCGAGCCGCCAGGCCCGUGCUGAUUGGCUGUGGAGCAGGACACUCCAUGGCUCUGUGCUGUUUGAAGGACAGGGAGGUGGAGGACUGUGCUACUGCUUCUGCUGCUCAAGCUGAAGGUGAAAGCGUUUAAGGCACUCGCCUGCCCUUGCUGCUAACGCACAAAUGGUCACAUGAGAAUGUGUGACUUAACCCCCCCCCCCCCCCCCCCCCCACACACACACACACACACACACUACAAGGACAAAGCCCUUCAUGACUACAUUUCAAUAUGAGUAAACAUAGAGAGAAUGAGAUACCUUUAAUUUGUUAUACUCAUGAGAUUUACAAUGUUUACUCUAAGCAAUAUUUUUAGUAGAGUGUUUAUACACUGUGUGGCUUUGCUGCGGAGUCCCAGUGGAGAGGUGUAAAUGGAGAGGGAGUGUAUUUACUGCUCUCUGGCACUGGUGCUUUUUCAGCCCGUGCACAUUAGAUCAUUACAGCAUCGUACAUGCCCCUGCUGUGGGACGUACUCCAUCAUGGUAUAGGUUUAUGGCUCUCAACAUGAUUGACCCCCAUUGGGGCUGUCUCGCUGAGGGGACUGAUGUCUAGACUCUUGACUCCUGACUAUAGGAUAAGCCCUGGCAUUAUGAUCAUAUCACUCGACUGAAUGGAACGUAAAUUCAGGUGUCAUGUUAAACCCUUUGUCAGUGUCUGCCUAGUACCAUUAAUAAAAGAAAUGGCUUUGGUUUAUCAUUUUGUGCCACUGUUAAAAUGUAUGUACAGUAUCAGGAUACCAAUGAAUAUGCAUGUGACUGGAACGGAGGAAGGAUUACACAGACACUGUGGUCCUCCAGGCUUUACCACGUGUCUGAGCUCACCAUCCUGGCUCUGCUCGAAGGCCUGCUGUGAUUUGAGACCCUUUUUCCACAUGGCUAAAUACCUUACGCUACACAAAAGCUGUGUUGGUGUGUGUCUGGCAUGCCUUGUUUUGGAUGGGUCACUGUGGGAGUUUGAUGCGGCGCUCCAGGCAGAAGUACUCGGGUGUAAAUUGCUGCCAGGGCAGGACGGGGCAGGCCCCCUUGUGUGUGCUGGGGGACAGGACAGGACAGGACAGGACAGUAGGCCAGCCGUGAAAUAUACCACCCUGGUUCUGACACAGCGUGACUUACUGAUCUGGCCCACCGCCAUUACUCACACAGCCUUCGCAUCUCUGCUGAGGACGGCAUCACUCUAAGGAGGCCAUCUCUCUCUCUCUCUCUCUCCAUUGGGGGGGAUUCCCUGAUCACUGACCACAUUGCCCUGUCAUAUCACUUUAGAUCACGUCACAUCCUCACACAAGUGAGACAGACUUGAGGCACUGAGAGCCCUUGAAACCCAUGUGACAGUGGCUAUGCUAGUUCAGUGGCCAUGCUAGUUCAGUGGCCAUGCUAGUUCUUAAAGUCUCUUUCACGCUACUGUAAAAUGAGUUGACUUAAUAAAAAUUGUCUUGAAAAGUGA
Messenger RNA from Alosa sapidissima (American shad), 2638 nucleotides. RefSeq names its product secretion regulating guanine nucleotide exchange factor (gene sergef). The transcript is spliced from 11 exons. The record is from RefSeq and is a predicted model, not a curated record. NCBI's taxonomy places the organism in Eukaryota, Metazoa, Chordata, Actinopteri, Clupeiformes, Clupeidae. The coding region runs from base 51 to 1292 and encodes 413 amino acids.